Molecule: messenger RNA, 971 nt
Organism: Vigna unguiculata (cowpea)
Lineage: Eukaryota; Viridiplantae; Streptophyta; Magnoliopsida; Fabales; Fabaceae
Product: putative ubiquitin-conjugating enzyme E2 16
Source: RefSeq, a predicted model, not a curated record
UCAUUUCACAUAUUUUACUAUUUAACACUCACGAAGACAUAAUAUAGGUAUAUAUAUAUUGGUUCAGUGGUGAAUCUCUUCUUCUUCGUUAAUUGAGAAUUGUUCUGUACCCAUUCGUGUACGCGGAAGAAUCAUGACUAGUUCCUCUGGUGCCGCUCGCAAGAAUCUCAGUAAGAUUGCCUGCAAUAGGCUCCAGAAAGAGCUCGUGGAGUGGCAGGUCAAUCCCCCAACUGGUUUCAAGCACAAAGUCACCGAUAAUCUCCAGAGGUGGGUUGUUGAAGUCACUGGAGCUCCUGGGACACUUUAUGCCAAUGAGACCUACCAGCUUCAGGUCGAUUUUCCUGAGAAUUACCCUAUGGAAGCUCCCCAGGUCAUAUUCUUGCAUCCGGCUCCGCUGCAUCCCCAUAUCUACAGCAACGGCCAUAUUUGUUUAGAUAUAUUGUAUGAUUCCUGGUCCCCUGCCAUGACAGUUAGUUCUAUCUGCAUCAGUAUUCUCUCGAUGCUUUCUAGCUCGACCACAAAGCAACGCCCUGAAGAUAAUGAUCGCUAUGUAAAGAACUGCAGAAAUGGCAGAUCGCCUAAGGAGACAAGGUGGUGGUUCCAUGAUGACAAAGUAUAAAAAAAAAAGUUUCUCUAUUAAGUCCACAAAAGGUAGAGUAGAGGAUUAUCCUUUUGAAAUCAAAAUGAAAUGGGAAAAUGCAUUUUGAGAAACCAGGAUUCCUUUAAAUUAAAUGGAUAAUAACUCUGCUGUAAAUUGUCAUUGCCUGGUAUUUGUAAAGGAAGGGGAAACUGUGUCUUAAGCAACUUAAGGAGCAAACAAACUCAAAACAUCGUGGUUAAUCCCUGAGGUCUUUGGAUGUGGAUAUAGAUGGUCUGGUUAACCCCGUAUUGCUGACUCGUGUUUAAUAAUUCUCUUAAGAAUUGUCCAUUAUAACUCAUAAUUCACUAUAUGCAUUUCCGACUUUCAGUAA